GUGUGCAUACAACUUGCAAGAUGAAGUUAGAUCUACUUGUUCUCUUAUCUAUUUUUCUGUUACAAGCUGAUGCAGUUGAGUCUUGUACUGAAGGAUUCAUGAGUCAUGAUCUUCUCACUGCUAAAGCUGAGCAGAUCACUCCCAGUUUGGGAUCAUCGAUCACUACAUUAGCUGAAUCACAACCUACAAGAUGGAUAUUUGGGCAUCAUUUUAGACCAAAGUCAUCCUGUAGCAGCUCACAUGUGAUAACUGGACUCACACUAGGAGUGGACAUAAGAACAGUAACUGAGAGUCGUAAUGAAUAUCCUCUUUUUGAAAUAUGGAGGAUAAGUAAUGGCAAUUCCGCAUAUUUCAAGGAACAGAAUAUUUCUAUUGCACUAACCCCAGCUAAUUUUAGCACAAAUGGAACCUACAAAUUCAUGUUUCUUACACCAAUCAGUUUUAAUUCAAGCACUCGCUUAGGAAUAUACCAACCAGCCAAUGAUAGUAGUGUUGUUAGGUUUUAUAAAGUACCAAGUAACAACAAUGUACUAAGAAUAAAAGAUGCUGAUAUCAACAAUGAUUCAUUAUCAAUUUCUAAUUUUAUAUCUCAUUCUUUUGAUGUUCUCGUACACCCAAUAUCAGAACCAAAUGAUGACUGCUUUCGAGGUUUCUUAAGUCAAAAUGAUGUGAUUACAAAUAGCUCUCGUGUCACUAGCAUUACAAGGGUUACAAACAAAGUGAGAGCAUUCCCUGAUAUUCGGUUCACAUGUAAUGGAACAAUCAAAAACAUAAUACUGGGAACUUUAAAAGCUGAAAGUCAUCAUCCAUUAAUUCAGCUUAAGAGAUCAUCUCAACUGAUUGAUGUGUUACGUCUGAACAUUAUUAGUGCUACUAAUAUUAGCACUAAUUUGUAUAGCGUGAGUCUAAUCAAUCCAGUUGAAGUUAGGCCCAAUGAUAUACUAGUGAUAGAUAGUUCAAAUGAUGCACAAAUGUACUACCAGCAAUACAACGGACCACCCAAUUAUGAAUUUGAUGACGAUGACGAGUUAGAACUGGAACUACUAGACAAUACUAAUAAUUACCCACUGAUAUCUAUUGUAGCUAGUGCUACUACCUUAUCUCAAGACAAGAGCACAAGUGUACCUCAAGACAGAAGUACAAGUGUAUCUCAAGAUAGCAGCACAAGUGAAUUUGUAUCAGAUAGUAACUAUGUUAGUCUCAAUGUUGGUGCUACUACCUCACCUUCAACUGGUCCUGAAUCUCUUGCUAGUAAUAGUAACAUUGGUGUGAUUGCUGGAACUAUAAUUAGUGUUAUAAUAUUGAUUACAGGAAUGACAAUUUCGGUCAUUGUUAUUGUUGUUAUUGCUAGAACUAGGAACAAAAGAAAAACAAUACACCUAAGCAGUAUGGCAAUCACAAGAUCUGCCUCAUCACAGAAUGAUCAUGAUUAUACCAUUGUGGCAAGUGGCAGCUUUAGCACUGAAGGCUCCAAUAUGUAUCGUAAAAUUCAUGAUCUAGACUACAGCCAACCUGUUGAUAAUACAAUUAAGCAAGGGCUUUGUAAUCCAACUUAUUCUGAGCAGGAAGCACCAAAAUAUGAAGCAGUUCCUGAUCAUAAAAUAACAAGUCCUACAACUCCUGUUGUUAUUCCAAGUCCAAAUACAUUAGAAAACCCAAUGUAUACUGAUGAAAUUAUCUGUAGCAAUAACGAAAAAAAUAGCGGCAUAAUGAUACCACAAAUGUAUGCAGUUCCCAUAUCAAGUAGCCAAGCAAGAGCAGAUCACUCACAUGCACAGCUAUCAACCUCACCGCCACAAACUGUUCAAGAGGAACCACUUUACUGGAAACCUGGUGAUGACACAGAUUGUCUGUAUCAUCAGUUAUCAUCAAAAGGAUUCAGAGAAAUUGCAAAAAAAGACAUUCAAAUAAUUAAAGAGUUAGGAUCAGGCCAAUUUGGUACUGUCUAUGAAGGAAUGUGGUUGUCAAAGCCAGUUGCCAUUAAAACAUUAAAGAAUAGUUCAGUGGAGCAAGAUAAGGUCAAGUUUCUUCAAGAGGCAGCCAUUAUGGGUCAGUUUCAUCAUCCUAACAUUGUCAAGUUACAUGGAAUGGUCACUGUUGGAGAGCCAUUGAUGAUAGUACUGGAGUUAAUACCUCAUGGAGACAUGAGACAAUAUCUUCACACUCUACAACCACAACGAGGAGAACUGGUAGCAUCAACAGUACCAGGUCUACUGCUCAGUUUCUGUCGUCAGAUUGCUUCAGGUAUGGAGUACUUGUCUAAGAAAGGGUUUGUACACAGAGACCUGGCUGCUAGGAAUAUACUAAUAGCAAAGCAAGGAUUAUGCAAGAUUGCUGACUUUGGAAUGUCCAGAGAUCUUGAAGAUGAAAAUUACUAUGUUGCUCAUGCAAGCCGGAUCCCUGUAAAAUGGACAGCUCCAGAGGCAUUGAACUACAGACGUUAUUCCAGUGCUAGUGAUGUAUGGAGUUAUGGUGUAGUAAUGUAUGAGAUAUGGAGUCUGGGACAUAAACCGUAUGAUAAAAUUACCAAUCAACAAUGUAUAAGCCUGAUUAAUUCAGGAUUUCGUCUUCCUCCUCCUCCUGGUUGUCUCAGGUCUAUAUAUGAGAUGAUGAUACAAUGCUGGCACCCAGAUACUGGUGGUCGUCCUACAUUUGCAGAUCUGGUAUCAAGAUUGCUUCUCUCUGAUGUUGAGUUGUUAAAUGAAGUUUCAAAGGAAGAGGAGAGCACAAUUGUGGGUGGUCCACUAGAAACUGCUUUUGACCUAUAUGAUAACUUGCAAAAAAUGUACACAAAAUGAUGUAUUGUGUGGUGCUUGUUUAAAUUUUUUUACUUUGUCUUA
Molecule: messenger RNA, 2840 nt
Organism: Amphimedon queenslandica
Lineage: Eukaryota; Metazoa; Porifera; Demospongiae; Haplosclerida; Niphatidae
Exons: 18
Coding region: 21-2798 (925 amino acids)
Biological process (GO): protein phosphorylation; multicellular organism development; positive regulation of kinase activity
Cellular component (GO): signaling receptor complex; plasma membrane
Molecular function (GO): ATP binding; transmembrane receptor protein tyrosine kinase activity
Source: RefSeq, a predicted model, not a curated record